Osmia lignaria (orchard mason bee) is the source of this 2185-nucleotide messenger RNA. Its product is annotated as clavesin-1. Gene Ontology annotation, cellular component: membrane. The record is from RefSeq and is a predicted model, not a curated record. Gene Ontology annotation, molecular function: phosphatidylinositol bisphosphate binding. NCBI's taxonomy places the organism in Eukaryota, Metazoa, Arthropoda, Insecta, Hymenoptera, Megachilidae.
AUAUAUCAUCGGCUGGGUCACAGAUAUAUCGUGGUCGUCCUGCUGCGAGGAUCGUUUCGUUUCUUGCCACAUAGUGAAUCGGUUGUAGGUCGUCGAACAACGGAAGAAAAUGUCGUUCGAGCUUCGUAUGCAACCGUUGGGACCGGAAGCUAAGGCCAUGGCGGAGAAGGAGCUUAGAGAGAUACCGGAGAACAUUCAGGAGGGGCUCGCUCAGUUAAAGAAAUACCUGGAGGAGGACAAGAAGCUCCAUUUCAAAACGGACGACGAUUUCCUGUUGAUUUUUCUUCGACCAUGCAAAUUCUACGCGAACAGCGCUUACGAAUUGAUGAAGAGGGUCGCCGAAUUCAAAGAGAAAAACGCAGUCCUCUUCGACAAUCUAUUGCCCGCCGACGAGAAGGUGGCCAUUUUGGAGCACAAUGUGGUGAAUGUACUUAAAAGCACGGAUCAUAAAGGGCGAAGGGUGCUAUUUGUUAACUGCGGAAAGACUUGGGAUCCGUCCAAAGUCAGCGCCGAUCAGAUACUCCGGUUGCUCUAUUUAGUCCACUUAAUGGCUAUGCAAGAGCCAGAAACUCAGAUAUUCGGUACCGUCGUUAUAAUGGAUUACGAUGGUUUGUCUAUGAAACAAGUGAUGGGUCUCACGCCGUCUUUCAACAUGAAGCUGUUGACUUUCAUUCAGGACGCCAUGCCUUUGCGUUUAAAAGAGGUUCACAUUGUGAAGCAACCAUUCCUCUUCAACAUGAUAUGGCAAAUGUUCAAGCCGCUCGUCAAGGAAAAAUUGAAAAGUCGUAUGUUCUUCCAUGGUACCAAAAUGUCAUCUCUUCAUCAAUACAUUCCAAAGAGUCACUUGCCGAAAAAUUAUGAUGGUGAUCUGCCGGAAAUGGAUUACACCAGUGCAGAUUGGUACCCUACUUUGCUGAAGCACGAGGACAAACUUAAGGAAUGGAGCACUUACGGAUUGCGGAAAAGCCAGUAGAUUAAAGGAGAAAAUUCGAAAUAUUCCAAUUUUUCUUCGAAAUUUUCCCUUUUUGAUCACGCGCAGCCUUGUACAAAAUACUAUUAAGUACUUCACGAAUCGUUGUAUAUUUUUCCUAUUAAUUCUUGUAAUUAUUUGUAAUAUUUUUGUACUAUCAGUUACUCUUCCUGUAUCUUAUAAAUGAUUUUCCCAAAAGAUCGUCGCGUUUCGUUUAUCCGUGGAAAUCACAAUUUCAUUUUAUUUCCUUUUUCGUAUUUAAUUCACGUUCUCAAUGUGUGCGUAUUAAAACGAUUUUGUGACCGUGGUUUUCGAGUAAAACUCAUGCUCGCCGGUACGUGUAGUUGGGAAACGAAGAACAAAUUGAAUCAAAAUGAGUGUAAGUAGGGAAAUGAAUGGUAAUGUAGGGUAAAUAGAAAAUAGGUGAUAAUAUUCCAGUUUUAAAUGGGCUCUUAGACGUCUCCUUAUUCUUUUAAUAAACAUAAGUAUACGAGUGCUUUAUUAAAAAAAUUUCUAAGGAAAUGUACGAAACGACGAAGACGUUUCUUAAAUUAGGUCAAAGUGCGAUAAUAUACUCUUCUCGUCUCUUAUUCGUACGACGUACGAGUAUAAUAUUGCGUGAAAAAUCUAGAACACUCUGAACAUUAAAAUCCUAAAAUAGAAGAAUAAAAAUGUUCGACACUUUUCAUAUUCGACGUGACAAUAGGAGCAGCAGCUCGCUGGCUAGGCUACUUUUCUAAUCGUCAAACUUUCACACUCCGAAAUACAUUUCGGACUUUCUCUGUUUCCAUCUUUCGUAAUCAUAAUUCAUUCGUAAUCACGGAUGCAUCUGGGAAAGAAGCGAUGUAACGCAACUUCCUUGGAUUACGUGAUGAAGUAAUAGAAAAUCUUCCUAUUUCAAGCGAUCAGACUUUAGUGAAAUUUUCUAUGUACUUAUUUAUUUUCUUAAUGUAAUUCCAAAUCAGUAUCGAUUUCAAUUUUUACAUAUCUUCAUUGAUUUAUUUUUGUGCAAUCUUAUCUAACCAACAGGCUUUUCGAAUAUUGAUUGAUAAUAUCAGUUUUUGCGUAAGACGGAUAUGGAGCAUCAUUUAUUGAAUUGCUGUUUUCAUGAUAUAAAUUACAAAUUACGAAUUUCUUAAAAGUUACAUAAGGCUUUGACUGUAUCAAAGACCUCAACUCUGACCUCAUCGCUAUUCGAACAAUACCUAUUCUUCG